AGUCAACAGGUGAGUGUCAAUCACUUUCUCGCGCUGAUCAUGGCGCUGACCUUGGUGCUGAUCUCAUUAAUAUCCGCUCUUGUCACCCCAUCACGUAGCUCAUGUCACCUCUGGAGGGUGAAGGAGCACUGUUCAAUUAGGUUUACCAACAUCUCGAAACACAUAACACGAUUCACUCGACUGGCUUCAUAAUAUUUGCUGGCUGCUAGGCUAUAUUAUCAGUUCUCAAAAAGGGAAGUUUUACCUCCCCCUGUUGGCGUGCCCGGACUUUGCAGGUGCGCAGCGACGGAUAGUGUUGACUGCUGUCCCCUCGCCUCUUGCCCAUUUUAGUCAAUGCCUGUCAGCUCGCUGGAAUGUGCGACUCACAUUGUGCAGUCCCCCAGCUCGCGAGGACCUUACAUUUAUAGCUCCUCAAUACUUGUCCAUUGUUUUCUAUUCGUGAUCGAUUGUUGUCAGAUUGGUGAGGAUCAGGAUGUCUACCUCUCCAGAGAUGACCAGUAGCCUGUUCUACACCACCCUGGCCCCCCUGCGGUCGGCAGUCCCUGGGUCUGUACCCGGGGCUGGAGGUGGAGGUCUGGUGAUGACCACCAUGGAGCCCAACGUAACCUCCUGUGAGGAGUGGGAGGAGGCCCACCACCUGCUGUUCCACCUGGGGAACCUGUCUCUCCUCCUGGGCCUUGUCAUCCCCACCACCCUGACCCUGCACAUGAUCCUGCUGCGCCUCAUGCUGAUGACAGGAAGCUGUCUGUUCAUCACCUGGGCAACGCUGUACCGGUGUAAUCUGGAUGUCAUGGUGUGGAACGUGGUCUUCCUGCUGGUCAACUUCAUGCACUUCUUCUACCUGGUCUACAAACGCAGACCUAUUAAGAUUGACAGGGAGCUGAAGUCAGUGUACAAGCGGAUGUUUGAGCCUCUUCACGUGCGCGAGGCCCUGUUCCAGAGACUGACGGGCCAAUUCUGCACCAUCCAGAGCCUGAAGAAGGGACAGGUGUAUGCUGCCGAGGACAAGACCUCUGUGGAUGAGCGCCUCAGUAUCCUCCUUAAAGGAAAAAUGAAGGUGUCAUAUCGAGGUCAUUUCCUCCAUAACAUCUACACGAACGCCUUCAUCGACUCCCCUGAGUUCAGAUCAACCCAGAUGAACAGAGGAGAAAAAUUCCAGGUGACCAUCAUGGCGGAGGAGAACUGUAAGUUCCUGUGUUGGUCCAGAGAGAGGCUCACCUACUUCCUGGAGUCUGACUCCUUCCUGAACGAGGUGUUCAGGUACCUCAUUGGCAAAGACAUCACCAACAAGCUGUACUCGCUCAACGACCCCACUCUCAGUGACAAGGCAGCGAAGAAGAUGGAGCGUCAGCCCAGCCUGUGCUCCCAGGUCUCUAUGAUGCAGAUGAGGAACAGCAUGGGCAGCACCAGUGACACCGAUGACAUCCUGAACCAGAUCCACCGUGGAGGCUCCAGUGGAUCUUCACAUCAAAAAUCUCCUGGCUCCAAGACAUCCAAAACGAUGAAGCCCAUUGAAGAACAAAUGGAAGAUGACGUCUUUAUAGAGUCUGAGCCAGACACUCCUGUUAAGAAACGCCACACCCACUCGACAUCCAUAGAGGUGUAAGAUGUGACAUUAUCCUACAACAGUGCUGACCACCCACCUAUAUUGUAAUCUGAUACAGACCCUGGUUAGUUAUGGUAGAAUAACUUAAACAAUAGCUUGAAAAAGGCUUUUACAUUAUCAAAAUAUCUAUCUACAUGUAUCUAGAAAACGGAACUGCACAUUUUGGCAUCUCACUUUGUCUUGUAGUGUUUGGUAUUAUUGUGAGUUUGUAGCUGGUGUACUUUUUAAAUCCUGUUUGAUUGGAUGUUGUACAAUGCCUUUGCUGUUCAUUCCUACACAGUGAGUGUUCAAAAAAGUAUUAAGUGUCACAACCAAAACAUUUUAUUGUAAGCACAACCUCUGAGGAAGGUUUCUUUUAAAUAUUUUACUCAUUGUGUGACAUAUUGUAUGAUAAAUUCUCUUAUUUAUACACUGA
Salvelinus fontinalis (brook trout) is the source of this 2021-nucleotide messenger RNA. Its product is annotated as blood vessel epicardial substance-like. The transcript has 8 exons. Gene Ontology annotation, cellular component: sarcolemma. NCBI's taxonomy places the organism in Eukaryota, Metazoa, Chordata, Actinopteri, Salmoniformes, Salmonidae. Bases 473 to 1606 code for a protein of 377 amino acids. Gene Ontology annotation, molecular function: cAMP binding. The record is from RefSeq and is a predicted model, not a curated record.